This is a messenger RNA of Dreissena polymorpha, 735 nucleotides long. RefSeq names its product sex peptide receptor-related protein 2-like. Gene Ontology annotation, biological process: G protein-coupled receptor signaling pathway. Bases 1 to 735 code for a protein of 244 amino acids. Gene Ontology annotation, cellular component: membrane. The transcript has a single exon. NCBI's taxonomy places the organism in Eukaryota, Metazoa, Mollusca, Bivalvia, Myida, Dreissenidae. The record is from RefSeq and is a predicted model, not a curated record. Gene Ontology annotation, molecular function: G protein-coupled receptor activity.
AUGGAGAACAUUUCAGCCUACGAAAACGGUACUGGCCCUGGUCAACAUAUCAACCACAACGACACCGAUCCCACAUUCGACUACGACUACUACUUCUUCGACGAACACGUGUACAGCAUAUUCGACUUUGAAAUUGUGAUCUACGGUUAUAUCUGGCCAGUCUUGGUCAUUAUUAUGUGUGUAUGCAAUUGUCUUGUGAUUGGUGGAUUCUUACGAAAGGAUAUGCGAACUUCUGCUAGUAUUAUUUUGGUUUUUAUCGCAAUAUCCGACUCCCUUACCGGACUGGUGACCCUCCCAGCGACGUUCUAUGUGUACUCACGUGAACAGAUGUUACUUUCUAAAGACUGGUGCAAUUUAACCAUGAUAACCAGGUUGUACAUUGCACGUGCAUUUCACACCAUUUCCGUCUGGGAAACCGUUCUCCUCGGGUUUCAACGGUUCUUGCAUGUAAGACACCCUGCUGCCGCUAACCGUUGGUGCACGACCAAGAAAACGAUCGGCAUUGUUGCUGUAAUGUACGUCCUGUCCUUUCUAUUGCACAUGUACCAUGCUUUUGACAUUAAGACUAGUGAUGGGUUUUGUAACUGGGAACUCAAAGAGCCUUGCGGAUGGGGCUGUGCUUAUAUCUGGGCCUCGUUUAUCCUGGGUCACGCUAAUUCCCUGCGUGGCAUUGGUGGCGUUCACGGCACUGAUGUUGCGAUCAGUGAGCCAGAGACCUGGAAGCACAAGUGUUGA